Lacerta agilis (Sand lizard) is the source of this 3239-nucleotide messenger RNA. RefSeq names its product armadillo repeat containing 2 (gene ARMC2). Gene Ontology annotation, molecular function: protein binding. Lineage: Eukaryota; Metazoa; Chordata; Lepidosauria; Squamata; Lacertidae. The transcript is spliced from 19 exons. The record is from RefSeq and is a predicted model, not a curated record. The coding region runs from base 495 to 3041 and encodes 848 amino acids. Gene Ontology annotation, biological process: cilium organization; sperm axoneme assembly.
GCUAAGUAGGGUUUCUACGCGCACGCGCGCGUGUGGUUGCUAUGGUGACCGAGGCUACCUGGUCGGUUCCCAGGGAACAGGAUGCCGCCUGGAGCAGGAACUGCUAAGGACUUCCUGGCCUGACUGCCUAGAUUCUCCCUCUAUAUACCUCCGUCCGUAUGUCUGUGUGAGUUACUGGACUUUUCCUGGGCUGCCAACCCUCUUGGCGGAUGGCAUCAUGGGUGCCCACCUGCACUCACGCCUUGGAUUGGGAUUGAGGUGUUCUGGUGGUUGUUAGAAAUGCAUCUAUUCCUAGAAGAUACUGAAAGUUAAAUAGAUCCUGCUGUGAUAUCAUCAUUGUAGUAUUUACCACAACUUCAGCUUGUGGGUGUUUAUAUGGUUAUUUAAUGAAGUUUUCUAUGAAGUCAGGAAACUGUUGUGUUUGGCCCUGAAAGUGCAUAGCAGUGAAUCCUUUGUGUUGGACUACUUACCACAAACUCAUUUCUAUCAGAAGAAUGAAGCCCUCAAAGAACAAAAAUGUAGAAUAUUCAGAAGGUUUCUAUAAGCCCCCAUUAGCUGUCCAGAAGACCAGUGCUGAGAUAAUAAAUGAAGCACGAAAAACACUAAGGAUUUUAAGAACUCAAAGACCGUUCACACCAAGGGAGGAGCAAAGGAAGCUUUUUGGCUCUGCAUCUUCAAGAACACCUGAAAACAGACCACCUUCUGCUUUUAGUCUCCAUGCUUCCAGCUUUGAAUGGGUUGAAUCAAGGCCUGUCUCUUGUGCACGCCUAAGCCCACUGGACCAUAAGCCAAAGCUGCUGUCAUCACCCAGGAAUGAUGAGGAGCAUCAUAUUUCACCUCCUAAAUCACCAAUAGAUUCAGAGGAAGUUAGGAGAAUCAGCAAUGCUCGUGCACGUUUGUUUAGAACCGCAUCUUAUGGAAACCUUCUCCCAGAUAAAAUACUACUUCCCAAUGAGAGUAAGACACUGAAUUUUGAAGACCAUCCUACCACGUGUGAUAGUUCAGGAACUAGAGAUGAAAGUCAAAACCUGACUGUCCAGUUGACCUUUAAGGAUAAGUGUAUUCCAUUAACAUAUAAAGAGCAUCAAAAUAAGAUAGAAGGGGAAGAAGUAUAUUCACAAAUGACAGACAUUUUGCCUUCACCUCAAUGCAGCAUUCAAAGUGACCAGGUUAACGGGCAAGAAAGUCCUUCAUCAUGCCUAGAAAACACUGAGUGGACUAAGUCUGCAUCUGUGUCAGAAAAUACUUUGGAAGCUAAUGAGACAGAAGAGGAAGAAAACUUCUGGAAUAUGAAAAUUUUACCAAUUCUACAUGAAUUAGAGUCUGAGGACAACGUAGAAAAACUUUGCCAUGCCUGUACUAUUCUCUAUAAGGCCUUGGAGGAAGGAAAUAUGCUUCGCAAGCGAUUUAAAAGACGGAAUUUGCUUCUGAAGACUUUAUACAAAUUAGUUGACAUUGCUUCAGAUCCGCUUGGCCUGAAACUUGCAAAAAUUAUUCUGGGCCUGAAAGUAAGUGGAAAGAAUCUGCUUAAUGUCUGCAAACUGGUAUUUAAAAUAAGCAGAAAUGAAAAAAAUGAUUCCAUCAUUCAACAUGACCAAAUAUUGGAUUCUCUGCUAGAAGUUCUGAGAGCUGAAGACUUGCAAGCAACUACUGAGGCCUUUCUCUAUUGUAUGGGUGCUAUAAAAUUCAUUUCUGGAAAUUCAAAGCUCAUUAAUGAGAUGGUCAGCAAGGGAACUGUUGAAAUACUGUUGAAACUAAUGAAGCAGAUCAAUGAAAUUAAUGAAAAUGAUGCUCGGUUUUCCAGUUCAGGACACCUCUUGGUUCAGCUCACUGCCACUUUGCGGAACUUGGUUGACUUGCCUCAGUCAAGGUGCAAGCUCCUGGACUCCGAAGGAAUUCCAGAGCUUUGUCUGAUGUUGGAGAAGCGUAUGAAUGACAAGGAUGUCUGCACCAAUGUGGCCAGAAUAUUCAGCAAACUUUCUUCCUUCAAUGACUGCUGUACAGCUUUGGCAGAUUGCUCCAGAUGUUACGUCUUAUUUUUAGCCCUGCUAAACAAACACCCAAAGAAGCAGGAUUUAGUCAUCCGUAUCAUUUUUAUUCUUGGAAAUUUAACAGCAAAGAACAACCGGGCCCGGGAACAGUUUUUUGAGGUGCAAGGAAGCAUUAAUACCCUGAUAGCACUAAUCCAGGCUAAUUGUGAAGCUGAUUCAAAUAGUAAACUGCUGAAAGGUGAUGGUGAUGUAAAAAAUCUCAAGCAUCCGUCUGAAGCAGAAGAUGUGCUCAUCAAACUUGUAAGAGUGGUUGCCAAUUUGUCCAUCCAUCCCACUGUAGGCACAAGUCUGGCAACAAACCAUCACAUUGUGACAUUACUUAUUACGGUACUAGAAAACAAAUCAGUUGAUGAAUGUGAGGAGCUGGUUAUUAAUACCACAGCAACAAUCAGCAAUUUAUCUUUCUACCAAGUGAAGAAUUCUGUAAUCCAGGAGAAGAAAUUAUAUAUUGCAGAGUUGCUUUUAAAGCUAUUAAUGAGCAGUAAUAUGGAUGGAAUUCUGGAGGCCAUUCGAGUCUUUGGUAAUCUUUCACAAUGCCAUGAAAUCUGUGACUUCAUCAUACAGCGAAAGGUGUACAAGUUCAUGAUCGCUUUGCUCGAUACCAAACACCAGGAUGUCUGCUUUUCAGCCUGUGGAGUUCUCCUCAAUCUUACAGUGGAUAAAAGCAGGCGUAGUAUACUGAAUGAAGAAGGAGGAAUUAAAAAGUUGAUUGAUUGUUUGAGAGACUUUGGGCCUACAGACUGGCAGCUGGCUUGUUUGAUAUGUAAAACUUUGUGGAACUACAGUGAGAAUGUUAGCAUGGCUAAGGCUUGCUUUGAAGAUGACGAAUCAAACACUUUGCUCGUUAUCCUUGCAUCAUUUUUAGAUGAAGAAUUAGCCCUGGAUUACAAUUUUGACGAUUUAAGAGAUUAUCACAAACUUUACUGGGAAACAGAGUUCAAACCUGUGGCGCAGAAGCUUCUCCAGAGGAUUCAAAACUGCAACUUUUGAAUUCCUUAUUUUAAGGUGGGUGCUGAGGGAUACUCCAGUGGCAGUUUAUGCAAGGUUGUUGCACUCAAAGUGCUUUGACAGAAAGUGGCUUUAGGUAAUUUUUCUUUUGUAUUAGCAUGUAUGUUCAUUGUAUGAUACCUUUUCUUAAAUUUCCAGUGGCAUUUGGGGAUGUAAAAAUAAACAAUCUUCAGCAUCUGG